This is a messenger RNA of Pteropus alecto (black flying fox), 1017 nucleotides long. It is a transcript of the gene STMND1, whose product is annotated as stathmin domain containing 1. NCBI's taxonomy places the organism in Eukaryota, Metazoa, Chordata, Mammalia, Chiroptera, Pteropodidae. The transcript is spliced from 7 exons. The coding region runs from base 1 to 1017 and encodes 338 amino acids. Gene Ontology annotation, biological process: neuron projection development; microtubule depolymerization; regulation of microtubule polymerization or depolymerization. The record is from RefSeq and is a predicted model, not a curated record. Gene Ontology annotation, cellular component: cytoplasm; neuron projection. Gene Ontology annotation, molecular function: tubulin binding.
AUGGGCUGCGGACCUUCCCAGCCUGCGGAGGAGCAGAGAUGCGUCCCCGCGCCCAGGAAGGGCUGGGAAGAGGGAUUCAAGGCUGAUGUUGGUGUGACUUAUUCUGAGGAGAAUUGUAGCCCCCAGAUUGGAGCUGCACUGCUCAAGGACACUGCGGGCAGCCCCAAAGGCCUGGAUAAACAGGUGCUGUUGGAAAGCUUACCCGGAACCAUUCCAGAAAGUUCCCCAUCUCCUAAUGGAAGAAACGGGAGAAUUAAUUCAGACCUACUUACUAAUGGAUUAAUCCAUAAACCUCAAUCCCUAGAAAAUCGAGAGCGACAAAAGUCGUCAGACAUCCUGGAGGAAUUAAUUGUUCAAGGAAUAAUACAAAGCCACAGCAGAGUAUCUAGAAAUGGAGAAUCAUAUGAUGUCAUGGUGCAUAUGACUGAGAAGCCACUGAGAAAGCCACCAGCCAGGCUGAAAAAACUUAAGAUCAAAAAGGAAGUAAAAGAUUUCACAAUGAAGGACUUAGAGGAGAAGAUGCAGGCGGUGGAGGAGCGCAGGAAGACUAAAGAAGAAGAAAUAAGAAAAAAGCUACAGAGUGACCGACUUUUGCCCCCAGCUGAUCAUUUAGAUUCAGCUGAGCCUACUGGGGCUGAGGCGCCAUUUGCCAAAGGACUUAACCCUGUGAGUUCUGCCGUGUGUGACCUAUCUGACCUGCAGGGAGGAAAGCCUUUGAAAAGGAGGAAGAGUGAAAGUGACAUGACCUCAAGUGAUAGAAACUAUAGUUAUGAAGGGGUUGGGGUUGUGGAGUCAGACAUGUUCUACAACCAAGCAGAUGACAUAUUCUAUAUAGACCACACUAUCAUCAGUCAGCUGGAUUACUUCAGCAGUUUCUUUGAUAUUUAUGCAACAGUCCUCUACUUAAAAUCCUUCGCUCAACUUCGAGCAAAAGAAAUUAGAAUUCCUAGCAGUGAAGUAUUUCUAAAACGCUCCCUACGUGAUCCUAAUGAACUAGCACUAAUCACUGCAAAGUAG